This is a messenger RNA of Odocoileus virginianus texanus, 1101 nucleotides long. It is a transcript of the gene STMN1, whose product is annotated as stathmin 1. NCBI's taxonomy places the organism in Eukaryota, Metazoa, Chordata, Mammalia, Artiodactyla, Cervidae. Gene Ontology annotation, biological process: microtubule depolymerization; regulation of microtubule polymerization or depolymerization; neuron projection development. Gene Ontology annotation, molecular function: tubulin binding. The record is from RefSeq and is a predicted model, not a curated record. Gene Ontology annotation, cellular component: cytoplasm; neuron projection.
GGCCCCCGGAAGGGCAAUGCUCUAUCCCAAAGAAGGGCUGUGCUUUGGGUGUUAUGUUGGGCAAGGGGCUCCACAGAGGUGGAGUCCAGGGGGGCCACUGUCUUGAGACGUGGAAAGGGACCUUGCCCCGCCCUUUUUCUAAGAAGGGGAGAACUGGUUCAAACCCAGGCGGGAGCUCACUGCAUCACCCCCUUCCCCGGCCAGAUGACCAUCCCGGCCCCCCCGGCUCACACCUGGAGACAUCCCCGCCCCAAAGCAGCCCUCACCCCUGGCAUUGUCCGCCUGUCCCACCAGCCUGAACUACACUUCCCGAGGGUUUUCCUUGCCAGUGAAUCGUGUAGAGUACACUGCCAGUCUCUUGUCUUCUCUUCACCAUGGCUUCUUCUGUCCCAUGAAGCUGAGGUCUUGAAGCAGCUUGCUGAGAAACGGGAGCACGAGAAAGAAGUGCUUCAGAAAGCGAUAGAGGAGAACAACAACUUCAGUAAAAUGGCGGAAGAGAAGCUGACCCACAAGAUGGAAGCCAACAAAGAGAACCGGGAGGCACAAAUGGCUGCCAAACUGGAGCGUUUGCGAGAGAAGGACAAGCACAUUGAAGAAGUGCGGAAGAACAAAGAAUCCAAAGACCCUGCUGAUGAGACUGAAGCUGACUAAUUUGAUCUGAGAACUGACUUUCUCCCCCUCCCCUUCCUAAAUAUCCAAAGACUGUACUGGCCAGUGUCAUUUUACUUUUGCCCUCCUGACAAAUAUUCUAGAAGCUGAUGUAGGACUGUAUAGGUAGAUCCAGACGGUAUGAUGUUGUUCUAGGGGCUAAAGGGGAGAAACGAAAAGUGUUUUACUCUUUUUCUAAAGUGUUGAAGUCUUUCUAAUGUAGCUAUUUUUCUUGUUGCAUCUUUUCUACCUCAGUACACCUGGUGUGCUGGGUUAAUGGCUAGUACUGUAUUGGCUCCGUGAAAACAUGUCUGUGAAAAGAGUAUGUAGUGGCUUCUUUCAAAUUGUUAGAUGCUGAUUAUCUGUUCACUUUUAAAUCCCAAUUCUGUCCCGAUCUUACAGACGCUACUGUACUUGAAUGGUUAAUAAAGCUGCACAGUGCUGUUGGUGGCA